Ectocarpus siliculosus is the source of this 973-nucleotide messenger RNA. NCBI's taxonomy places the organism in Eukaryota, Phaeophyceae, Ectocarpales, Ectocarpaceae. The record is from the annotation of a GenBank genome assembly.
GUCUGUUCAACACGAACACACAACAACACCACUGCACCAUGAGGGUGGGGUUGGCAACAGCAAGGGCACUGGGAUUUGUGACGAGAAGGGCGCGACGAGGAAGAGGGCCAUGCUCACAAUCAGGGCUUCAUCGGACACCAAAUGCAGCAGCGGGGCCUCAAGCAGCAGGACCAAGAACAGCAUCAUCUUCUGCAGCAUCACAGGGGCGCAUGGUGGAAGAGUUUGUCAUGUCUCGUAGCCAGCUUGGGGCCGCCACCGUGCUCGCGACGCAAAUACGCGGUGCCGUGUGCUCCGUGGGCGGGGGCGACUUUAGCUUGGAGGUGGAAGGAGACGGAGACGACGACGAUGGAACAUGACAUCACGUGACCCGGCGGUUACAUCUUAUGAUGCCAACGCGACAAUCGAGCGAGGGAUCGGUCGAGAGGGAGUGCCCAAUCACGAAGCUGCAAGGACAGACGGAUUCUUUCGCCGUCGAAAGGACUGGGGGCUGGAAUAGCGCGGAGCGUUCCUGUGGUACCAUGCUGGCAUGAUUUAACUUUGGUCGACGGCCGCCGAAGGGGGGCGCUUUCCUUCCCACUGUUGCCCUUGUGGCUGGGACGUCUAGUCAGAGCUGAUUCUACGUGGAGAAUCGUUUGUGGCGGUCGCGAGCUGGUUGGUUUGAUUCGUCGAUUUGCCCGUCCUUCGACCACUACAGUAGCAUCGCGUUUUGCGGUCGACCGGAGAGACUCGUGGUUUAAUGAGGUGCAUCAUUUGUUGCGGACAUAGCCAGCCUUCGGCGAUUGAGCUAUGAUAGGGAGGGUGUGAUACAGCCGACGGCGAUUGGUUGCGUUUAGACGAGAACCGAAAAACGGUGGCGCCUGCGUGCGUAGUACGCCUUGAACGGCAAAUGCUGCACGCGCAGAAUUAUGAGCCGUGCGCAGAAGGUACGUAUCAGUAUGACAGCCUUGUGCGGGAAUCUAACCUCUACCACCUG